GUAAUGGAGAAGUUACCGAAGACCCUGAUAACGAUAGGCUUAUAUUUCUGAUGUAUGCUUUCCAUUUGCUUUAUCCGGUCAAGUCAGCACCGUGUGGGACACGAGAAAAACCGUUUACUACCAACCAAUCUCAUUCAUCUUUGCGUUUCCUUCAAUCAUUUCUCAAUUUCUCUCCUGAUUCUCUGCUUUCUACUUGUAAUUAACUUCCGGUCUUUGCAUUUCCCUCAGUUGGUUUCUCAAUUCUCUCUUGAUUAAUUUCUGUUAUUUGAUUUUUUGAGUUCUUGGAGUGAGACGGGUCGGUCAUGGCUGAUGUACUUGUUUCUACCCUUGUGAGGACAAUCUUGGGGAACCUGAAUUCUCUAGCUCUUCGAGAAAUUGAAGUUGCAAGUAACUUGAAGACAGAGCUUGAAAACCUUGAGAGCACGUUAACUACCAUCCAGGCUGUGCUACAAGACGCAGAGCAGAAGCAAUGGAGGAGUGAAGCUGUGCAGAAUUGGCUUAGAAAGCUCAAGGAUGUAGCCUACGAUGCUGAUGAUAUACUAGAUGAAUUUGCUGCAAAAGCUUUGAGAUGGAGAGCUCGAAGACACAUGAGCUGCCAAGUAAGUGAUUUCUUUUCCUCUCAAAACGCAACUUUGUUUAAUUUUAACAAGGCACAUAAACUUAAGCAAGUUCGGCAAAGAUUAGAUGCUGUUGCAGAGGAGAAAAACAAAUUCCACUUGACAGAAAAAGUUGGGGAUGUGGAAGUUGAUGACAGAGAAUGGCGACAAACUAGCUCCCUGGUGAAUGAAUCUGAAAUACUGGGAAGACAUGAAGACAAGGAAAACAUAAUUAAUGUGUUGCUUACUAGUUUAAGAGAUCAAAAUGAUUUGUCCAUUCAUGCUAUAUGUGGCAUGGGUGGACUUGGAAAGACUGCCCUUACACAAUUGGUCUACAAUGAUGAAAGGGUGGAAAGGGCUUUUGACUUGAAAAUUUGGGUUUGCGUAUCUGAUGAUUUUCAAGUUAGAAGGUUGACAAAAAAAAUCAUAGAGUCCAUUGAUGGCAGCCCUUCUGAAGUCCGGGAGCUGGACGUUCUGCAACGACACUUGCAAGAAAAGUUGAGGGGGAAGAGGUUUCUUCUUGUUUUAGAUGAUGUCUGGAGUGAAAACAAUGAAAUGUGGGAUCGCCUUAAAAAUCCGUUGACGCGUGGGGCAAAAGGCAGCAUGGUCAUAGUAACUACUCGUAUUGAGAAAGUUGCUCUUAUCAUGGCCACUCUUCCUAUAUACCAUCUAGGCUACUUGUCUGAAGACAAUUCUUGGUUAUUAUUCAAGCAACGCGCAUUUCAGAUGAAAAGGAAGGAGGAGUACACAAAGUUGGAAGGAAUUGGAAAGCAAAUAGUUAAGAAGUGUGGAGGGGUUCCCUUGGCUGUAAAAGCUCUCGGAAGUAUGUUGCGGUUAAAACAUAGAGAAAGUGACUGGUUAUCUGUUAAAGAAAGUGAGAUCUGGGAGUUAGGGGAUGAUGGGAGCACCAUUUUACCUGCCUUGAGAUUGAGUUACGAUAAUCUACCAUCAUUUUUAAGGCAGUGCUUUGCAUAUUGCUCUAUAUUCCCAAAAGAUAGUGAAAUGGAUAAAUCUAAUUUGAUAGAGUUAUGGAUAGCAAAUGGAUUUGUUCAUCCUAGAGGACAAAGGGAGUUACAUGAGAUUGGGGAGGAGAUUUUUGAGGAAUUAAGUUGGAGGUCCUUCUUUCAAGAUUUGACAGAACAUAAUGAUGGCACCAUAACAUGUAAAAUGCAUGAUCUCAUUCAUGACCUUGCACUUUCCAUUAUGAGAUUUGAAUGUUAUAUAUUUGAUGACAAGAAGUUGUUGGAGUUUCCAGAAAAGAUUCGACACUUACAUAUUCCCAUGAGACCAGCUCCUCCUUUCCACUUGGAAGCGAGUCUCGUCAAAAAGGAAAAAGAUUUCAUCAAAAGUUGUUCGUUUUUGCGUUCACUUGUUCUAGGUGGCUUGUUUUUGGAUCCCAAAUCUUCUUUGAAACAUAUGAGAGCAUUGGAUUGCUAUAUGAAUCAAGUACCCAGGUCGCUUGGAAAAAUGAUACACCUAAGAUAUUUAAACGUACGUGAAUAUCCUAGCAUCAGCAUCUCCGUCAAAAGAAUUCCAAAGUCUAUCAGUAACUUGGCUCACUUGACUUAUCUAAACUUAUCUCACUCUUCCAUCAAAAGGCUACCUGAGUCGACCACUUGCCUCCAAAACUUGCAGAUAAUGAUACUCUCCCGCUGCUACUAUCUUUGCGAGUUACCUAAGGGAAUGAAGCAUAUGAGAAAUCUAAGAUGCGUUAAUAUCUCACAUUGUGGUUCUCUUAAGCGAACUCCACCUGAGAUCGGGUACCUGACCCGAUUGCUAGAACUGAGUAUUUUCAUAGUAAGGAAGGACCACGGUUGUGGAAUUAGCCAGCUGAAAGAAUUAAACCUUGGGAAGGAGUUAUGUAUAAAGGAACUCAAUAAUGUGACAGGUUCAACAGAAGCCAAGAGUGCCAACUUGAUAACGAAGGAAAAUCUUAAAUCGUUGAGUUUGAUUUGGGGAAAACAUGCAGGCGAAUGUCCACAUAACGAAGAGGAGGUUCUUGGCAGUCUCCAACCUCAUUCUAAUCUGAAGUCUUUACAGAUAUGCGGUUAUCAAGGUUUAAGACUUCCCAAUUGGAUGAUUGAGAUACCGAAUUUGGUCUCAGUUGAGCUUGACCAGUGUGAAAGAUGUCCACGUCUUCCACCUCUAGGGAAACUACCCUUGCUCAAGUUUCUUAAAAUAAGGGGAAUGGAUGCUGUAAAGUGUAUUAGCAGUGAAUUCUGUGGAGAUGGGGUGAAUUCAUUCCCAUCAUUGGAGGAACUCAAUUUUGACUUAAUGCCUAAUUUGGAGACAUGGAGAACACUGGAAGGAAGAGAAAGUUUUCCUCGUCUGCAGAGCUUGACUUUCAGGAAAUGCCCUAAGUUGAUCGAAUUACCGGAAUUUCCAACCCUCAGAAAGUUACGAAUUUGGACAAGAGGGGACUACUUUGGCCUCUUUUCAAAACGUGAUGGUCUUGGUUCUCUCGAGAUCAAUGAUCUUUCUAUCUUGACAGUUGUUCCCCAUGGAUUGUUGCAAAAUCAUACGUAUCUUGAGGAGUUAACAAUAGAAUCCUUACCCAAUCUCAAGUCUCUGUCGAAUCAGCUGGAUAAUCUAUCUGUGCUUAAACACUUGGAUCUUAGGGACUGUGACAAACUUGAAGACAUUCCGGAAGCGCUUCAAAACCUCAACGCUUUAGAGAGCUUGAAAUUAGUUGGGUGUGAUAGUCUUGUUUCGUUUCCUGUUAACGGAUUGCAUGGCUUAACUUCUCUUCGCAACCUAACGAUUAGCUGCUGUGAGAGGUUUGCCUCUUUAUCUAAUGGGGUCAUGCAUUUGACGCAGCUUGAGGAAUUGCGUCUUCUUAGAUGUCCAAUGUUGAAUUCCUUACCGGAGGAAAUUCAACAUCUAAAUGCUCUUCGAACAUUGACAAUUAGCGAUUGUGACGGAUUAACUUCUGUCCCAAACCAGAUAGAACAGCUCACCUCGCUUUCCAAGUUGGAAAUUGGUCUUUGUCCGAAUCUAACGUCUCUGCCUCAAGGGCUACGGAGUCUCACAGCACUCAAAACACUGUGGAUUCGAGGAUGCCCGCACCUGGAAAGGAGGUGCAAGAUAGAGGGAGGAGAGGAUUGGCCCAACAUAGCCCACAUUCCUUCUAUUCAAAUCAUGCCUUAUGAAAAAUAUUACCAUGGAAUACGAAUAUUCCAUGGCAGUCUCUUAACAAGGUUUGGUGAUUGGAAACUCCCAAGAAAAUUUUUGAAAUCUCAGUCGGAUUCAUGAAUAAGUGGAACAAAGCUGAUGCGUGGGAUGAACUUUGCAGAGAUGUGUAGUACCCGAGUUGUGCAUCAACAUCUUGAUCUAGGUUCAACAUUAUUUGUUAGAACAUAGGAUUGAAAAACUGAAAAUAUUUGAAAAAGGUUUAAAGGUGUGUAUUACUAUAUAUUUCUGGGUUUAGAGUUUUAUCCAUUUUUAUUGUAAGUAUGUAAAAGGGUUAUUGAUGAUAAAUGUUGAUAAUGUAAUGAAUGUUAGUAAUUGACUAUGUUUUGUACGGAAAAUUCAAUGCACUUAGCAUUUAUUUUUGUA
Molecule: messenger RNA, 4151 nt
Organism: Theobroma cacao (cacao)
Lineage: Eukaryota; Viridiplantae; Streptophyta; Magnoliopsida; Malvales; Malvaceae
Product: disease resistance protein RGA2-like
Molecular function (GO): protein binding; ADP binding
Source: RefSeq, a predicted model, not a curated record